UAAACGCUCUAUUGAUCACAACAAGCCGGAGAAGCACUGACCGCAGCAGCAAUUGAGUGAAGUCAUAUGAAUCCACCGCUAAGCGGAGGCGGGAAUGUCAAGAGGCUCGUGCCAUGAACGUGUCAUCAUCAUCAUUCAAAAAGAUUACAGACACGAGCGAGUGUCUAAACUGAGCGAGUAGAGUGGCAGCAGCACACACAGAUCCCGAGACUUCCUUCAGCAUGUCGGAGCGUGGAGGUCUUCAGCAGCAGCAGCAGCUCCAGCGAGCGGGAGCUCCGUCUCCACACCUGCAGCAUCUCAGGACGGUCACGAUUUCUUCGGGUCGCCCGGUUCAGAUGAACCUGUUCGCGACAUGGGAGAUUGACAGCUCCUCUCCCAGCUGUGUGCCCAGACUUCUCAGUCUAACUCUUAAAAAAUUAGUGAUUUUGAAGGAGCUGGACAGGGAUCUCACAUCGGUGGUCAUUGCAGUUAAACUUCAGGGCUCAAAACGCAUUUUGCGGUCAAAUGAAAUCAUGCUAUCCUCUGCUGGCCUUACAGAGACUGAUCUUCAGCUGACCUUCUCUCUUCAGUACCCACACUUUUUGAAGAGAGAUGCCAACAAGCUUCAGAUUAUGCUCCAGAGACGCAAGAGGUACAAGAAUCGCACUAUACUGGGCUAUAAGACCCUCGCACUAGGACUGAUAAAUAUGGCUGAGGUGAUGCAGCACCCUACAGAAGGUGCUCAGGUGUUGUGCUUGCACACGACGGUGAAGGACACACCGGUGCCCGUUGCUGAGAUCAGGGUCUAUUCUCUCUCCAGUCAGCCCAUCGACCCAGAGGGACCAAAGUCCAAGCUAUCCGAUCGUUCACCAGACAUUGAUAAUUACUCUGAGGAGGAGGAGGAAAGCUAUUCGUCAGAGCAGGACGGCAGUGAUGAUCCUCUACAGGGGCAGUACCUCUACGAUGACGAGGAUGAACUGAGGAAAAAGAAACCUCGUCGUAAACUCCCCUCCACAGCCUCCAUCACCAGAGCUAACGUAAGUGACCAACCCAACAUCAAACAGAAGCUUAUGGCAUUGGUGAAAUGGUUCAAAGUGUCUGAUGAGGUGGGGUUCGGUUUGGAUCAUGUGUCCCAAGAGCAGAUCCGGGAUGUGGAAGAGGACCUGGAUGAGCUCUAUGACAGUCUUGAAAUGUACAACCCCAGUGACAGCGGCCCAGACAUGGAGGAGACGGACAGUAUUAUCAGCACCCCCAAACCCAAACUCCGGCCAUUUUUUGAAGGCAUGUCACAGUCCAGCUCUCAGACGGAGUUUGGUAGCUUGAAUAGUAGGUGCAGCCGCAGCAAAGACAAGCUGAGUCCUAGGAGUGAGCAGACUAUAACUGGUAAAAUCCAGCGUUCCCCCAGUGCGCAGCUGGAUGAGGCUUUCUCAGAAAUGGACACGCUGGAACUCAAUGAAGUGGAGGUGAUAGCAGACGGGACACCUAGCAUCACUUUAUCAGUGGCGGAGAGGCCCCGGACCCCACAGAGGAGCAAUAGCACUAACAUGCCAUCUCCUAGCUGUGACAUUAUCUCCAGGCUGGAUGGCAAUCAUACCCCUAAACAGCGGCGAGGGACCCCUAUGAAAGAGAGACAGCUGUCCAAACCACUCAGCGAACGCACCAACAGCUCAGACAGUGAGAGAUCACCCGAGCUCAGCCUCACCCCUCAGAUGCCGAGGAAGAUAGUAUAUGACCAGCUCAACCAGAUUCUGCUGUCUGACAGCACCCUUCCUGACAGCCUUAUCUUGGUGAACGGCAGCGAUUGGCAAGGACACUAUGUGGCUGAGCUGCUGCAGGCCCAGAAGCUGCCGGUGGUCUGCACCUGCUCAGGAUCAGAAAUCCAGGCCGUCCUUUCAGCCCUACUCACACGCAUACAGAAAUUCUGCAACUGUAACUCCAUCAUGCCCAAACCGGUGAAGGUUGUGGCGGUUGGAGGUCAAAGCUAUUUAGGAGCCGUCUUGAGAUUCUUUGUCUCUCAGCUCGCCAACAAGAUGUCUGACUGGCUCAGCCACAUGAAGUUCCUUGUGGUGCCUUUAGGCUCUCACCCCGUGGCCAAACACCUGGGUUCUCUGGAUAAUCGCUACAGUUCUUCCUUCCUGGACAGCUCAUGGAGAGAGUUUUUCAGUCGCCCAGAGCCUCCCCAAACUGCUUCUUCCUCUGCUGACUUUGUGGAUGUGACUGGACGAAUUCUACAAUACAUUAACGGAUCUGCAGUUACUCAUCAGCUCCCCAUUGCUGAGGCCAUGCUGACCUGCAAACAAAAGAUGCAAGAUGAAGAUUCCUACCAAAAUUUUGUUCCUUUUGUGGGUUUGGUUAAGGUAGAGCGAUUGGUAGAGCGCAGCCCAGGAUCUUCAGGUGGAGAUUGUGAAGAAGGUUUAGCUUUGAGCUUGGCAGUUCCCUCGACGUCUCCACCUGCUCAUGUAUCUCCCACUGGGAUGAUGAAAGAUUCUGCAACACCUCCUCCAUCACCCUCACUAAGCGGUGGACUGGCUGCUCUAGGGAGCCCCAGCAUGUCUCAUGGCGUGGAUGCGAUUGGGCUGCAGGUGGAUUACUGGGUGUCUGCCGGGGUUGAGAAGCGCAAAGACGGAGAGCAGAGAGACAGUAAGAAGACUUUGAGGUGUGCGUUCAGAUCCUUGCAGGUUAGCCGACUGCCCGGUUUCGGCAACAUUGAGCUCCAGACUGGCUCUAACACCAUGUCCAUGACUGUGGUGACCAAGGAGAAGAACAAGAAAGUCCCAACCAUCUUCCUAGGGAAGAAGCCAAAAGAGAGAGACACAGAGUCAAAGAGUCAGAUCAUUGAAGGCAUCACCAGACUCAUCUGUUCUGCCAAGAAUCAACAAACCAGUCUAAGAGUGUCUGUAGAUGGGAUGGAGUGGAAUGAUGUGAAGUUCUUCCAGCUGGCGUCUCAGUGGCCCACUCAUGUGAAGUACAUUCCUGUGGGGCUGUUUGGGUACAACAAACCAUCUUCCUAGUGACCUCUGGCUUGGGAAAUAACAUGGUAAAGUUUGCUGACCCUGCUUGUUUUAGCCUUCAGAUGGAAUAGAGGGCUAAUUGUUCAUGAGUGGUCAGGCUUCCUGUACACGAGAGAUACUUGAGCCAUAGUGGGAGCUCUUGAAAUUCUCAUCGCUGAUCAGUGGGUUUAUUUGAUCUUGUUUUGACCUAUAGAGGGCCAGAGCAGACAGAAAAAGGCUUGAGGAUGGAUCAUAAGUGGGUUGAGAUAUUAUUUAUGAACCUUUUCUAACAGUGUUUUGUCUGCUGUGCGAUUCAUGACACAAUAAUAUCCCAAUAUUGUAUUGAGUUUAUAUGUAAAUGGUACUUGAUGUUAGUGAUUUAAAGUCCUCAACCUUUUAUUGUACAACUUU
Messenger RNA from Rhinichthys klamathensis goyatoka, 3380 nucleotides. RefSeq names its product phosphofurin acidic cluster sorting protein 1a (gene pacs1a). Gene Ontology annotation, molecular function: transmembrane transporter binding. Gene Ontology annotation, biological process: protein localization to plasma membrane. The record is from RefSeq and is a predicted model, not a curated record. The transcript has 24 exons. The coding region runs from base 222 to 2990 and encodes 922 amino acids. NCBI's taxonomy places the organism in Eukaryota, Metazoa, Chordata, Actinopteri, Cypriniformes, Leuciscidae.